Aspergillus novofumigatus IBT 16806 is the source of this 672-nucleotide messenger RNA. RefSeq lists its product as uncharacterized. The coding region runs from base 1 to 672 and encodes 223 amino acids. The record is from RefSeq and is a predicted model, not a curated record. The transcript has 3 exons. Gene Ontology annotation, cellular component: mitochondrion. NCBI's taxonomy places the organism in Eukaryota, Fungi, Ascomycota, Eurotiomycetes, Eurotiales, Aspergillaceae.
AUGGUUGAAGUUGAAGAAGCAACGUCUUAUGCAGGCUACGACUACGACCACAACUACGACUACGACUCGGCACCUGCGUUUCACUCAUCAAUUCACACCAGGGCUUGCUCAAUUGGGCUUGUUCUACGCCGUCGGGAAUUUCUCAAACCAGUCAUUGACACCACUGUCCAUCAACAAACCAACCGGUCAAGGCCUGCCUCCGAGGCAUCGGCAUCAGCCAGCAUCAGCAUCAUGGCCUCAACAUCAGCAUCAACAACAGCAGCAGCACAAAGCUCAACAUCGUCACCCACACCACAACCCCAAAGCACCCGAAAAUACAACCUCCACAAUCCCCUCCCUCUAUCCGCCGCCCAGGAAGCCGAAGUCAAGCAGCUCUACUACAAACGCGUACGAGCGCAUUGCGCCCCGGAGAUCAAAGCAUUCGCGGAAUGUGCCGUCAAUCGAACGGUAACGGCUACCUGGGUAUGUCGGGCUCAGCGGCUGGCGAUGAACUCGUGUAUGGUUGCGCAUGCGAAGCCGGAGGAGGAGGACCGGGCGCGGGAGGAGUGGUUCGCGACGCAUGAGGAGAGACGGCGGGCGAGGGAGGAGGAGUUGGCGAGAGUGGAGAAAAGGAGGGAGGAGGUGAUUCGGAUGAUGAGGGAGGAUGAGGCGCGGAGGAAGAAAUCAUCUUGA